Seriola dumerili (greater amberjack) is the source of this 2356-nucleotide messenger RNA. It is a transcript of the gene pbk, whose product is annotated as PDZ binding kinase. Gene Ontology annotation, molecular function: protein serine/threonine kinase activity; ATP binding. Gene Ontology annotation, biological process: protein phosphorylation. The transcript has 7 exons. The record is from RefSeq and is a predicted model, not a curated record. The coding region runs from base 85 to 1107 and encodes 340 amino acids. NCBI's taxonomy places the organism in Eukaryota, Metazoa, Chordata, Actinopteri, Carangiformes, Carangidae.
CCGUACUGUGUGCUCCGCAGCAGUUUGAAUGUUCGGCGCGGGUUAGCUGCAGAAGUUUUGUUGUGACGGUGAAAGAAAAGCAGAAUGGCCUCUAACACAUGCACCGACGAGGGUGCAUUCAAGACCCCUAAAACCGCCCGAGUGAAGCGCUUCGGAAGCAACGGAGGCACCCCCAUCACCAUCCCUGCUUCACCUUUCAUGAAGAAGUUGGGGUGUGGGACUGGAGUCAAUGUUUACCUCAUGAACAGAAUGGAGAAGCUGAAUGCAUCUCCCUGGGCUGUGAAGAAGAUCAACAGCAAAUGUGCAUCGAAGCAGGUGGCUGUUUACCAGAAGCGCCUGAACGAGGAGGCAAAGGUCCUGAAGGGAAUCAAUCAUCCAAACAUUGUUGGUUUCCGUGCCUUCGCCACGGCCAAAGACGGCUCCAAGUGUCUGGCCAUGGAGUAUGGAGGAGAGCAGUCCCUCAAUGACCUCAUAGAGAAGAGGAGAGAGGACGGCCUCAAAGCUUUCCCUGCAGCCAACAUAGAAAAAGUGGCGCUGCAUGUGGCUCGUGGUCUGCAGUAUCUUCACAAUGAGAAGAAGCUGCUGCACGGCGACAUGAAGUCCUGUAACGUGGUCAUUAAAGGCGACUUUGAGACCGUCAAGAUCUGUGACGUUGGUGUGUCUCUGCAGCUGGAUGAGAACAUGAGAGUGUCAGAUCCAAAGGCGGACUAUAUCGGCACAGAGCCGUGGAAGCCAAAGGAGGCUCUGGAGGAGGGAGGAGAGAUCAGCGACAAGGCUGACAUCUUCGCCUACGGUCUGACUCUGUGGGAGAUGAUGACACUGGCUAUGCCUCAUCUGGAGAUGCUGGAGGGUGACGACGAUGAGGAAGAUGAAGAGGACUCGGUGGAGGUGAGUUUUGAUGAGGACGCGUACUACGAGAGGUUGGGGACGAGGCCGGCGCUGGAUACCGAGGCUCUGGGCGGCUCGUACAGGAGGAUGGUGGAGCUCUUCUGUCUCUGCACAGAGGAAGACCCCAAGAAGAGACCCUCAGCCGCCCAGAUCGUCCAGGCUUUAGAGAGCAACGCCCCGCUGGAGAAAACACCUGCUGAGGUGAUUGUUAUCGACUGAUUUACACGGCUAAUUCAGAAUUUUCGUCAAAGAUUUAUAUUGAGGGAAUCCCCUGCCCGUGUUUUCCUAUUUUCCAGUUUGUUUGGGAGAUUUUUUGGUUCUAAUUUAGAAAAAAAAAAAACUACAGCUGAGUGACAGGUGAAAGUGUCAGUUGAUGGAGCACCAGAGGCUGGCUGUAAUCUCUACUGUACAUCUUUGUAUGUUGUCUUUUCUCUCCUGUACUGUCCACUUUUGUUGUGUAAAUGUUUUUGUUUGUUUUUUUUACUUUCAUUUCUUGUCACUUUCUCUUGAAGUUUUUUCUAAAUAUCUUUCUACCUUCAAUCUUUGGUAAAAUUCUCUUGGUCAAACUUGAAUUUUUGUCACUAAAUUAGAGUAAAAUCCCACAACCUGUGCUUUUGUUUUCUUUUUUUAAUGUCUUGCAAAUUCUAUUUCACUGAUGUAUCUGUGGCUGUAGUAUUUUAAGUGUUUCGUGGAGUUGUCAAAACAACCACCUACUCAUUUGUUCUGGAGCUGUAGAUCUUCAAACUUUCUGUUCUAAGCAGUGCUACAUAAUUUGAUUAGUGACAUUCCAGCAAACGUCAUCUGCUGAUGACUGUGAUACAGUCGAAACAAGCAGGUUAGUGGAUUUACCGUGGAAACUGAAAUCUCCACUCAAAGGCCCACUAACCUGCUUGUUUCAACUGUAUCACAUGGUCUUCUUUAGCAGAGGACGUUUGCUUGUAAGCCAAUAAAAAUAUGUAGCGCACUGGCAGAGCCUUGGAAGUUUACACAGCCGAACAAACAUGAUCUGAAAUGGAGAAUAUGCUCUAAUAGAAAUGCUCCUGCAAUAAUUAGAUACAUUUUCAAGAAUCAAGUCUAGGUUCAUAAAACAAAGGCAACAGGUUUAUUAAAUCUAUUUACAAAGCUGAAUGCCAAUAAAAACAACGGUGGUAUCCACCUUUCAACAGGUCAGUGUCUAUAAACAUAUUUUCCCUUCAAAGACGCCUGAAAACCUCGAAUCAAGAAAAAAAAAAAAACAGAACUUUUGAAUUAAAGUUUUAAAAGGAGGCUUCAGUUUUCUUUGAUGCAAAAGACAACAUGAAUCAAAGCUAGCUAUGUGUGUAUAUUCAGAAAUGUGAAAUAUUAUCUCUCCAGAUUUAAGAUCCUUAAGUAAAAUAUAAACAUCUGAAAACACUGCCAUUAUACACACAACAUUCAACAGUAAAAUGGGCAGCACUGAGUAUAAAUACCAAGUCAUAGGUGAAACAAA